AUGGGCGAGGUCAAGGCCGUGAUGGAGCGCCAGGCGGCGUGCGAGGCCAGCGAACAGAAGAGCGCAUUUGAGGCGUGGGUGCAUGAGGCCGUGGCCCAGCGCGAGAGGGUGCUUGGCGCCAAGGUCGGCUCGUGGGAGCACACAAGAGCCAAUGUGGUGGCCAAGCAGUGCCUGGGCCAGGCUGGGUAA
Messenger RNA from Acanthamoeba castellanii str. Neff, 189 nucleotides. RefSeq lists its product as uncharacterized. NCBI's taxonomy places the organism in Eukaryota, Discosea, Longamoebia, Acanthamoebidae. The coding region runs from base 1 to 189 and encodes 62 amino acids. The transcript has 2 exons. The record is from RefSeq and is a predicted model, not a curated record.